Messenger RNA from Synchytrium microbalum, 3315 nucleotides. RefSeq lists its product as uncharacterized. Gene Ontology annotation, molecular function: protein binding; guanyl-nucleotide exchange factor activity. Gene Ontology annotation, cellular component: plasma membrane. The coding region runs from base 1 to 3315 and encodes 1104 amino acids. Gene Ontology annotation, biological process: positive regulation of GTPase activity; Ras protein signal transduction. Lineage: Eukaryota; Fungi; Chytridiomycota; Chytridiomycetes; Synchytriales; Synchytriaceae. The transcript has 8 exons. The record is from RefSeq and is a predicted model, not a curated record.
AUGUCAGGUCAGCAAAGAGUCAGGGUCUUGUACGAUUUCGCAAGCACAGACGAUUCGUCAUUGGCCCUCAGGAAGGGAGAGACCAUCGUUGUUUUGAAUACUUUGCCAAAUGGGUGGAUCGACGGCAUGAAUAGCAGAAGUGAGCGUGGAUGGCUUCCCUCCAACUACGUCGAACUCAUCGAGGAUCCUCCUUCUUCCACUUCAUCGGCUGCAACUUCUAAAUGGAUUCGACAGCAUGAUAAUAAUGGAAAUCUCUUUUAUUACAAUACUGCAACACAUGAAUCGGUGUGGAGUCUGCCAGCUGGGGAGCUAGACGAUCCUGUCGCAAUAGCGAGCGCAGAAUCCUUUGGUCGAGACUCUGGUUAUCAGUCGGGAACUUCAGCAACAGAUCAAUUUACUAGUUUGUCAAGAACAAUGGCGAAUAGAGGGGCUUCUGAUGCUGAAAAGAUGCCACCGAAUUGGAGAGCCAAGAACACGCCGGAAGGCAGAACGUACUUUUAUAAUGUCAUCACAGAUCAGACGACAUGGACUCUAGACAAUGUAAACCCAGAAACAGGUGAACUGAAUGCCAGCAGUUUAUCAACAGAUCGGUCUUCUGGUGGCCAUGACUCAAACUCAAACAGUCGGCAGAACGUACCCUCGUCACCAGCCGACGACGUAUGGUCAUGGAACAAGUUAACAGGAGACGUAGUACUAGCCAUACAUCAACUCAACCACUCUGUGCGAGCCAACAACAAGGAAAAAUUUAUACAGCUGGCAUCUGGAAUAGUAGAAACCAUUCGGCUCAUGUUGUAUGCUUCUGGAACUGCACGUAAAGAUACCGGUAUUAUAGCGAAUUCGAAGCUCCUUAAGCUUCAUCAUCGUGGAAUCAUGUCCACAUUAUCGAAACUGGUAUUAGCUGCCAAGACGGCUGCUGGUGUAUGGCCACCACCAGAUGCAGUUGCCAAGAUGCAGCAAGCUGCUAACGAUGUAUUGUUGAGUGUGCGUCAAUUCGUGGCUGCUGCUCAAGAAGUCGGUGUAGAAAUCAAGCCACCAGGUCUUAUACCAGCUGAUGAUGCUCUUGGUAUACCCGAAGUAUAUUCAAAUACCAACGCGCCAGGACAGUCACAAUCCACCAAUAUACCACCAACACCACCUCGUCGUGGAUCAGGAAGUAGUGGCACAACAGCACUGAAACAAGCAGCUGCUAUACCGAUAAACGGUGAUGCGGAUUCCGUCAGUCAUCCCAAUGACUCGGAAUUGAUUGCUGCUCUGGAAAUGUUUACGAGAUCGAUAGUACGAAUGAUUGCAGGUCUUGUCGCUGCUGUACGGGAAAGUAAAUGUAAUUCAGCUACUUUGAUAUCCCAAGUACGAGCCAUGGUGACAGAGGUCGGCAAUUUCUUGGCAUUGGUCGAUGAGCUGCCUCUAGAUAUGCUGAGAGACGACUCCACCAUGGAUUUCAAAGUCGCGAAACUCGCCUUGUAUAAUACCAUAUCGGGCCUCGUCAUGGCUACCCAGACCGCUACGUCACCUUUAGCGCCAGCAAAUGCUGUAGAACAGGUGCUAAUGUCGGCUAGCCUGGUAGAAAAGGCUGUCCGAGAUCUGUUAAUCGCCACCAAAUUCUUGGUCGAAGAAAAAGAAUACCUAGAACGAGAAAACCUAGCAUCAUUCAUCGAACAACAACGUAGAUCGUCUGGCCCACUUCCUCAUCCUAUACCACGUAGAGCAGCUUCAACAGGCCAUCUAGAAUCCGACUUGUAUGAUCACGAAGGACAGCAUGAGCCGAGACGAGAAGUAUCUAUGCCAUCGCUAUCGGGUAGUAUUCCACGUGGUAUCAACUCGCCAUCCAAAAGUAUGGUAGCGCCAUUAUCAACGCCACCUGCUACACCGCCCAAUGAGUUACAGACUGAUACGGCGUUGCGGUUGUCGUCGUCGUCUACUGACAGGCUCAAAAAGAUUCUGGAACCAGGAACUGCGUCGUCAGAUACUGCAUCUAGCUUGAGCUUGAAUUCGUCAAAGGCCUGGUAUCUAGCUCAUGAUUAUCCACCGCAGGAUAUAGUGCUGACUGUUGAAGGACGAGUCAAGGCUGGCACGUUUGAGGCGUUGAUUGAACGAUUGACACUUCACGAUGCUCUUGACACAUACUACUCUCAAAGCUUCAUGCUAACAUACCGCUCCUUUAUAUCCACCACCGAACUAUUUGACCUCCUCUUCAAACGCUUCGCCAUCCAACCACCCCCAGGCAUGUCUUCCGAAGAAUUCGAAACGUGGUCUGAAAAAAAGCAAACCCCCAUCCGUCUCCGAGUCUUCAACGUUCUCAAACAAUGGCUUGAAUCAUACAGUCUCGACAAUGACGAAGACAACACAAACAUGAAUCGUCUCAAAACCUUUUGUAACAACACCGUCAAACCAGUACUGCCUACACCUGCAGCACAGCUCGAACGCAUGAUUGAGAAACGACAGACGGGUGGGAUUGCGGCUGUACGCAGAAUUGUGGGCAAUGUAAAUAGUAGUCCGGCACCAGCAGUUAUCUUCCAGAAGGGGCAGAAGAGAAUCAAGUUUCUGGAUACGGAUCCGUUAGAGUUGGCGAGGCAGUUGACGCUGAUUGAGAUGAGAGAGUUUUGUAAGAUACAGCCGGUUGAGUUUAUGAGGAAGGCGUGGAGUGAUAAGCAGAAUUUGGUGUCUGUAAAUAUUCGAAAUAUGAUUGCGCAGUCUAAUAAGAUAACCGGCUGGGUCGCCUCCAACAUUCUGUCUGAACGCGAUAUCAAGAAACGGGCGCUUAUGAUCAAGCAUUUCAUUAUGAUUGCUGAGCGCUGCCGAGCGCUAAACAACUUCAACUCCCUCAUGUCCAUCCUCGCCGGCCUACAAUCCUCUCCCAUCCACCGUCUCCGCCGCACAUGGGACCUCCUCCCUGUAAAAUCAAACCAGUCUCUAGAUACCCUCCGCCGUCUCAUGAACCCAACAAAAAACUUUACCACAUACCGCGAAUCACUCAAAUCUGUCACACCGCCAUGUGUGCCCUUCCUCGGUGUAUACCUGACAGACCUCACAUUUAUAGAAGAUGGAAACCCGGAUGUGCUCAGGAGUAACUCUCGAUUGAUUAAUUUCGGGAAGCACGCCAAGACGGCGGAUUUAACGAGGGAAAUACAGAGGUUUCAGCAGAUGCCGUAUAAUUUGGUGCUUGUGGGGGAGCUGCAGACGUUUUUGGGGCAGUGUUUGGAUGAGACGACGCAUACGGAUGAGCAGGUGCUGUAUACGACGAGUUUGCAGUUGGAGCCAAAGGAGAGAGAGGAUGAGAAGAUUGCUAGACUGUUACAAGAGUCUGGAUUCUUGUGA